GCUGGAUUCAAUCUUGCAGAUGCACUUGAGCAGGCCUGUCAUGGAGUGCAGCAAGCAGAGGAUAUCUUGAUGACCGGAAACUGGAAGCCCAGCCAGUCUGGGCUGCCUGGACUGAAGCAGCUUCUUCGCACACUCGACUUGAGGGUUCGCUGGCAAAGGCUCAGAGCAAGUGCCACCGAGAGCAUGGAUGCCGAGGCUUGGGAUGAUUUCUGGCAAACUCACUUGAGAGCGAGCAAAAUGGCCAAGUUGACCCGAGGAGAAGGCAGCGCUCAACAGCUCUAUCUGGGCAUCCUCUGGCUCUACACGCGUGAGUCGUGGUUGCCGCACGUCAUUGAGGCGCUCGCAGGCUUCUUGCGCGAGGGCCCUGCGGAGGUUGCGGCUCAGCCCCAGCAAGCUGCGGAGGGCGCAUCUCUCCAACGUCUAAUGCAGGCACUUUCUCCAAUGGCGCAGUUGGUCCAAGCUGCCACAUGCUUCUUUCGGCAGCAGGGGGUCCAUCACGAGGGUGUCACCUUCAGACCGCUGGUUUUACCUGCAACGCUGUUGAAAAACAUGAUCGACAGGUUUCUGGCCUGCAAAGAUGAAGAAAAGCAGCCGUCUUCAGCGCAGGGCCUCGAGACCAACAUGUGUUUUUUCCUCAGCCAUGGUUCUUUCUUCACAUCUUUCGCCUCACGUUGCGAUGCAGGCAAGCGCCUUGCCAAGACCAGUUCGAAUGUGUUGCUGGCAAUUCAAGCAGAUCCAGUGUCUCCUAGCUUUCCGGAGCAUAUGUCUCUAAAGGGCGGUGGUGAUGACGUGAUUUUUCCAGCCGGAACUAUGUUUCGUCUGGUGCGGAUGUCACGAACAACGAGCUCGGACCUUGAACCGGAGGCGUGUCCUAAGGGCUCGGCCAUGCAGUGGCCAGUCACUGUAAUCGAGCUGGCUGCCACCGAUCCACGACCUGAGGCCUUCUUCGUCCUGGAGCGACGGUCCAGCAUGCUUCCGGAAGAGCUUCAGGACGCACUUCUGUCUUGGGCAGCCGAGGUCACAGGUGUGGCCAGGCAGCAGCGCAUUCGAGAUGCUGCCGCCUGGCUCUAUCGAAGUGCUGAUGAGAAGGCAGCAGAUGCGUUGUUGGAAAGGUCGCUGCGGCCUGAGACCUCGGACGCCUUAGAAGUGGUAGACGAGGACGUGGAGGACGUGGUUGAGGAGGAAAGGCCGGUAAUACACUCUCUCGACCGCCGGCGUCUUCGGAGUCUGCCCGGGCGAGGGUAG
Symbiodinium pilosum is the source of this 1245-nucleotide messenger RNA. NCBI's taxonomy places the organism in Eukaryota, Dinophyceae, Suessiales, Symbiodiniaceae. The record is from the annotation of a GenBank genome assembly.